Aspergillus candidus is the source of this 1298-nucleotide messenger RNA. RefSeq lists its product as uncharacterized. The record is from RefSeq and is a predicted model, not a curated record. NCBI's taxonomy places the organism in Eukaryota, Fungi, Ascomycota, Eurotiomycetes, Eurotiales, Aspergillaceae. Bases 95 to 1189 code for a protein of 364 amino acids. The transcript has a single exon.
CCAUCAUCUCCAUCAUAUGGUAUCACACCACAGCAUGAUCGCCCGGUAAUGCACGUCACUCCGCUUCCCCCCAUGAACGCUUAAUCGAUCCCGGAUGGAUCCUUUCUCCGAGGUGCUCGUCCACAUCUCCGCUCCCAGCGGAGUCGCCGACGAUGCUCGCUAUCGCGCCCAAGUCGACGCCAUCCUCGGUUUUCAGUGCGUCUCACGUCAGGCCGUCAUCAACUCCGCAGGUUCAAACGAGGAUACCCAGGACAACGGUGAUCAGAGGAAUCCUCAUCCCGGGAUCCAGUCCCCAGAGCACCAUGCAGCGGACUCUCUCAACAGCAGUCUAGUCAGCGUUAUCCCGGACUCGCAGCCAUCACAGGGCCCGCCUCUGAAACGUCCCCGGAUACAUCCACCAUCACCAUCACCAGCCUCACUCCCAGGAGGAGCCCCAGGAAACCCAGGGAACCCAGGAGACCCCGAAGAAACAGGGAACCCCCCACAACCAAGCACCAGCUCACCCCGGACCCAUCACCGACAACAAUCACCACCACCACCACCAUCCACACAAAAACAAGAAACAGAAAUAACCCUCCCCCUCCAAAUCCACCCCCCAAACCCACCCCCCUCAACAUCCCCCUUCACAACACACAUCACCCCAACCCUAUCAAUGCUCAUCACGCGCCUCAAAUCCCCCCGCACCUACACCCCCAUUCACCAAACGCGCGCCCUCACCAACCUCGAACGCGGGCACUGGACAGUUCCUAUCAAUCUCAUCACUACUACCACCACCACUCCCCCCUCACCCUCACCAAACCCGGAGAAUAAACCCCAGGAUUUAUCCCCCAACACAUGGCCUACACCCCUCUUCACCCGCUUCUGGACCUUCCUCUCGGAUUUCAUCUGUGAAGGGCGUGCUGGAUGGGGCGUGUGGUGUUCUCUUGAAGCUGACACCACCACCACCACCAACAAAAACAGUAACAAUGAAGGCCAAGAUCCGCAUCCUCAACAAUCCCCCAAAGAAGAAGAAUCAAAAGAAGAACACAAACUAACCCAUCCCACCCAACCCACAACCCUAAAGAUCUACGCAUGGGGCGAAACCGCCGAACACAUCUACCUCCUGCUCUUCUUAGCGAGUGAGCGCCGUAUUCGCCGCAUGGGUGCGCGCUGGCGCGAUAGUCGGGAUGAGGUUGUUAUUGUUAUGUAGCCUUGUUUAACUAUACAUGUAGUAUUUGGUUUUGUACAUAUGUGUAUACUUGAGAUCAUCUACUGGAUGAAUGAAUGAAUGAAUGAUGAAUGAUGGUUGAUGAAUAAUG